Messenger RNA from Xenopus laevis (African clawed frog), 3138 nucleotides. It is a transcript of the gene emp1.L, whose product is annotated as epithelial membrane protein 1 L homeolog. The record is from RefSeq and is marked provisional. Gene Ontology annotation, cellular component: membrane; plasma membrane. Lineage: Eukaryota; Metazoa; Chordata; Amphibia; Anura; Pipidae.
AAAGCAGUAUUUCUGUAAGGAGCUAUUGUGCCAUUAUCAAGAAACAAACAUGUUGGUCCUUCUGGCUGGUAUCUUUGUGGUCCAUAUUGCAACAGUGAUUAUGCUCUUUGUUGCCACCAUUUCCAAUGUUUGGUUGCAAGCUGUGUCAGGUAGUGCUGCUGUUUAUGGAUCGCACGGUAUCUGGUUGGCUUGUUCUGGGGCAUGCACAAGUAUAUUCAAUAUAAUUUCAGCGGACAAUUAUGCCUCCAUGAGAACAGUUGAAGCCUUCAUGAUCCUGGCCAUUAUCUUCUCCUGCAUCGCCCUGUGUGCCUUCAUUGGCCAACUCUUUAUGCUGGAUAAGGGAUGUCGUUUCUACAUCACUGGGGCUCUAAUGCUGGUUUGCUGGCUGUGCAUACUGAUCGCCAUUUCCAUCUACACGGCCAAAUUUGCAAAUGCAAACCCAACCCAAUAUUACCACGGAUACUGCUUUAUACUGACCUGGAUCUGCUUUGUCUUUAGUUUCAUAAUUGGCAUUCUCUACCUAGUGCUCCGGAAGAAAUAAACGUCAUGUCCAGUUCAGCACAUAAACUAGCAGCAAACCCAAGUGAUACAUUGCAGCUCAUCUGCACACUGCAGGGAAACCACCCUUUCCAUUUUUUUUUAAAUAAAAAAAAAUAAAAUAAGUUUGUAUGAUCAUGUGGCAAAAACAUUAAUAUGCCCUAUGUAGUUCAAAGAAGCAUCUCAAAAUCAUUAGCUAGUUAGUCACAAGAUAAUUGUAACCUCCAUACUGCAGUGGCUGAUACCAAGAAGGUUAAUUCGCAUUUUAGUGGGUUUGCUUCUAAACAGUAAAAAAGUUCAGAAUUUAAUUUUGAAAUAAGCAAAGUAUUUUUGUUAUUUUAAUUUAUUUAAACUAUAGUUAAACAGCUAUUUCUGGCAAUGUCACUGCUUCACUGCUAAACACAAUCGCUUAUUCUAUUGGCAACUGUGGGUCCCAUGCGCAAAAUCUCAAAGUCACUUCUACUCAAGACCCUCAUCUGGUGUUAAAGAUUCCUAAUAUAAAGCAAUGGUAGAACAGUUAGUUGCUCAGUCGCUUAGUUGAUUGUAUUGACAAUAUGAGCUCAAGUGACGUUAUCCUUACAUUUAAUAUUGUCCUCUUGAAGGGUUUCUGCCAAGUUAAGAGUAUUGUAUUAUUUUUAACAUUGAAGAUGUAUCUGCAAACAUACUCACUUCCAUGUCUUGUAUACGGGCCCAAGAACCAAUAAAGGUCAUCUGUAUAUUUGUUAGCAUUCACAAGUAUUGGUAAAAUGCACAAUAUAUGGCAUAUGAUGUUUGGCCAUUGACCUGGAGCAAUGUUUGUGCUGAUAAAUGUGGGCACUGAUUUUAUAACCUGUGAACAAAUCCCAUUUAUUUUUGUGUUGCUGAAAAAUUAAGAUACCCCCAAUGUGAAAAUUAAUUCUAUUUCUCUUUAUUCUACCACUGAGCACAUUUUAUGGUUAAGAAGCCACUCUCAGUGAAAUGCCUUUCAGUAAUUUCCACAAUGGACCAAAUAAUUAUAUUACUCUUCUGUUUGUAACACGUUAUAAACAACGUUUUGGAAUGGUAUUAUUUUGGAGUGAUAACAAGAGCAGGAAAUAAUGUGAAAGGCUAACAGAAAUUAAUGUCUGUAGAAUAAAAAGUAUAUGAAAAAAAGUGUAUUUCCAUUUCUGAACUAUGGUAUUGGGAGGCCCAAAAAUCUGGAAGGGGCAGCAAUAUUAUCAGCACAGCUAUAUAACAAGAGUUUGACAUCUAUCCAAUGUCCAAUAUCUGACUUGUGCUAAAAUAAAUCUUAUUCAAAAAGAAGCUCACAAUUACAUUUUUCCAUCCACAAUACCUUUAUGUGACCUCAAGGAAAAUCAUAUGUCAACUGAGUGUUCAGAUCAUAGCUCCAGCCAUGAGUGUGCCAAGAGAUCAUGCAGUGCACUAACAACACAAACACAAUGGACAUGCAGUGAGAAUAUUGAGUUACAUGAAUUCCCAUCAGUUACAAGGAGACGAACUGAGAUAAGAGAAAACAUAUGGCUGAGUAUAUUGUACUGGGAACAGACUUCCUACAGUAAAAAAUGAUUAUGCCCUUAUCUCAUUAUGGCCAUAGCAAUUUGUUACUUACUUGGCUGUCCCAAUCUGCCCUAUCCAUGUCUAUUAUCCCUUUGUAUCUCUGCUUGUCCAUGCCUGCCUUGCACAUGACUGAUUGUCACUGUGCCCCUGUAAACUUAAUCCAUGGAUUGUAUUCCCUGUCUGUACUACAAAAGCCUACUUGUCCCUUUAGCUUCCACCCCCAUCCCUUGCUUCCCCUAUCUGCCAUACCAGUGACUAGGUGUCCCUAUGUGUCUUACCAUGGUCUCUUGCCCACUCUACCAAUAUAUUUUUGUCUCUACAUACCUGACCCAUGUCUUGUGCUUACUUGCCUUACCAAUACUUAGUUAUUGCUGUAUGUGCAACCAAUGUCCUUGUUUCCUUCCCCAGGUAACCAAGUAAACCCUCCAUGACAGACUCAUGCCUUGUUUCCCCUUACACCGCCCAUAAAUGUUUAGGUAUUUUUAAAGCACAAACAAAGCCUAGUUUUCCAUGCUAUGCCAGGCUGUUUUUGAGCUUCUCUGCAAUUCUGACCCAUGUCCACGCUGAUAUCCCUCUCUAAUGUUAGGGCCAGCCUCAGUUUAAAAUAUUACGUUGCACAACUACCAGAGAGCCAACACAACAUUUAUGAAGUUUACUUACUUUCAGUUCACAUAUAAAGGAUGAUAUAUAAUAAAAUAAUUUACAGUUUGCGCAAUACAUAUUAUAUCUUACAAGAGUAUAUACAAAAAGAAGAUGGUCAGUUAGACACUUUUCUUCCAUGAUAGAUAGAUAUCUCCGUAGCCUAGCCUUGUAAAUUCUGUUUCAGUAAUCCUCUCAAAUAGCAGUCACAACUUAAGGUUCUUUUUACGUAUAUGGGAUAAAUAGCUUUUGUCUUUACAAUUACACUUUUACUAAUGGAAAUUGUAUAUAUAUAAAUAUAACUAAAGGUCAUGGGGCUAUUGCUUUUUGUGGAAUGGAAUUAACAUGUAUUUUAUGCUAAUUGUAAAUAUUUUGAUACAAUAUUAUAUGUCUCCAAGAAAUUAAAUACAAUUCUUGCUCAUCCAA